UGCAAAAUUAAUUUGUUUUCAGUGCGUCCAUUGGCUUUGUUCAAUUCAAAGAAAUAAUAAAAUAUUACUUUUACGGAGAAACACAUUUAAAAGGAAACGCUGUAGAAAUUUAAAGAAAACUAUAGAAAUAUACAAGUUAGUUGUGAGAAAUGGCGGCGUGCCUCACAAAACAUCAAUUGGAACAGCAGAAAAUGUUGGAGCAAUUGAAUGAGAGCGACAGCUAUGAAGAAAAUGAAUUUGAAAUGCCUGCCGAAGAGGAAUCAUUCUCUUUUUCAUGUAGCAGCGCUUGCUGGGUCUGCAAUGGAUAUUAUGGUCCCAAUUUUGACGAACCGCUUUGCGGAACAUGUCAUGCUUUUCUUUACAGCACGCAAGCUGCCGAGGAGCUAGAGACUACGAUUUCAGAUGAUGAGGAUUCAGGCAACGAUGAGCCGCCUUUUAAAGAUAAGCAGGAAGUAGACGAGGAUGAAGAUGACGAUGACGAUGUUGACGACGUAGUGGAGGAUGACGUCGAUGAUGAAGAGGGUGUCGGCAUGUUAGAGGCUGGAAUGGGAAAUGCACCUGCUAUGGCAGCACAAGAAAUGCAGGUUGAUAAUCCUGCACUAUUAGUUGCAGAAGUAGACCCGCCGCGACGUUCACUUGAACGUGACGUUGAGCGUGGAAAUGUCGUGCUGUUACCCAUACAUCGACCACGACCUAUAGCACCACGUUCAUUGCCCGAUUUCCUACAGUUGCUGAGCGAAAGACGUGCCAAUUCACAUGAGGCAGUUGCGCAUGUCGCUGCUCCAAAUAAUAUACUAAUGUUGCCGGUGGAAAUUAUGAUUAUAAUUUUUUCCUACUUGGAUGAUAUGUCUAUGUGGAAGGCGAGUGAAGUGUGCAAGCAAUGGCGUAGCAUUUUGGAGCAAAACACUUCGCAAUUGAUGUGGAUGCGUUAUUUGAAAGAGCGCUGGCCCCUCUUUCAGUGCAUUGUCGAUGUGCCCAAUUGGUUGAAAUUGUAUAGUGCCUUGAUGGACUCGUGUUUCUGUCGCACCUGCUUGCUGCAAAUGGCAUUGAAGUCGCCACCGCGUGCCAGGCAAAAUGCCAUACGCAUGAAUUUCCUGCGUAACGAUGCACACCAACUCAACUGCAAUUCAACGGAGGGCAUUGAUGCCAUACCUCUGGAUAAACAAAAUACUUAUUGGCAAGCAAGCAUCUUGGGGCCUGCUGGUAGUCCAUACGAGGGUGGAAAGUUCUUCCUUUACAUCUUCUUUCCUGAACGCUAUCCGAUGAUUCCACCGACAGUGCGCUUUCUGACGAAAAUCCUGCAUCCGAAUGUUUCACGUCACGGAGAUGUGGGCAUCGAUAUUUUCCAGCACAACUGGUCGCUAGCGUUGAACGUUUCGAAAAUUUUGUUGUCAGUGCAAAGUUUGCUCACAGAUCCAUAUACAGAGAUAUGCAUGGAACCGGAGCUGGGCUAUAUGUAUGAACACAAUCGUGCGCGCUUUGAAAACUUGGCGCGCUCCUGGACCUGGAAGUACGCCAUGUUCGAGUUGAUGCCGCCUUCUUAAGCGUGUAUAUGUGAUUACGCAAAAUGAGUUGCUUUUCAAGAAGCAUUUACGAAUUAAUUAUUUAUUUAUUUUGUGCACAAAUAAUUGUUUAAGUUUAUUUAUUAAUUUAUUAUGUAUGUAUGUAUACAUAAUUUUUAAGGUUGUGUCGCAUUCCCAGAACUAAAAAUAGAACAGAAAGAGGAACAAUAUUUGGAAUCAUUUACCGGACAGCCGAAGCAUUGCGAUAUAUUUUCCUAUAUUAUUAAUUUCAUAUUAGCAGUUCGGAAUCUCAUUUGAUAUGCGAAUUUCCUAUGCAGAACUAAUAACUAUGCAGAAUUAAUAACUAAUCAUUAACCAGCAAAUAUGAUGUUUGAAGUUUAAUAAACAAAUAUCAAAUGCAAAAACAAAAUAUAUAUAUCUAUAUAUUCAAUUCAAUAUGAACGCAAAUGUGUUUAUGUAAAAACAUUUGCAAUAAAUUUAUGAAUAUCGUAUAUGCUUGUAAUGAGCAAUAAGAAAAUUGAUGAAGAAGUAUUUUUAAGUUUGCUGAUAACUAUUUUAAUAGCAAGAAAUAAGUAGUGAUAAAGUUGUGCGACUUAAACGCCGUCAACAUAGACAUAUAAUAUGUAUGUAUGUAUCUAACUCGAAAUAAACAUUAUUUUGUUCUACAAACUA
Molecule: messenger RNA, 2195 nt
Organism: Anastrepha obliqua
Lineage: Eukaryota; Metazoa; Arthropoda; Insecta; Diptera; Tephritidae
Gene: morgue
Exons: 4
Coding region: 150-1544 (464 amino acids)
Biological process (GO): protein polyubiquitination
Cellular component (GO): nucleus
Molecular function (GO): protein binding
Source: RefSeq, a predicted model, not a curated record